Mesorhabditis spiculigera is the source of this 2505-nucleotide messenger RNA. NCBI's taxonomy places the organism in Eukaryota, Metazoa, Nematoda, Chromadorea, Rhabditida, Rhabditidae. The record is from the annotation of a GenBank genome assembly.
AUGAGCGACGGCCGGUCAUGGCGGGGCGUCUACGAGGAGUUUUUGUGGACUCUCUUUGAGGAUGCGCAUUCCAUCAUUGCCGAGAUACUGCGGCUUGCCGACGAAAUCCCAGCAGCCCUGCGCGACCCGGCCAAAUCUCGUUUUCGCAUGGUGUUGGCCGAUUUUUCCUACUUUGAGAAAAGCGACCAUUUUGAAGCGGGAUUCAGAGGGAAUAAGGAGCUCGAUGAUCUCUUCUACGACGAGCACGAGGAGCAACUCGGCCGCUUCGAGCAACUCUUCAACGCAAUCGCUAAUUUUAUUCGAGGCUUUCAAGACGACGAUCGGACAAACGUCGAAUUCCUCGUCGACCUUUUGCGGGCUCGCACGGCUGCUGGUGACACGCUCUUUAAGCGCGUGAAAUUGAACGCGAAUUUUGUCCGGGACGCGAUUCGGGUUUUCGAUUCCGGGAUCUUUCAGACAAGCUCAAACUCGUUAGGGCGGUUGCGCACGAGGGCACCACAGGUGCUCUGCGGUUGCCUCUUCUUUGCGCCGUCCAUCCUCAACGACGCGCAGCUGAUGCGCAAAUUGAUCGACAACUAUUUCCGGGAGCAAUGGGUGAUCUCCUUGGGGAUGGGGACCGUCGUCAACCUGUUCGACGAAUGGGCCUCGUAUAAAGGGGCUCAGGCGGCCCUCGCCGCUAAUAUGGAUGUCAUCAGGGCCAAAGAAGUUGCGGGGAACAAGCUGAAGAGCCUGCGGGCCGUCGAGCUGCCCCAGGGCCAAAUCGGGGCCGAGAAGCUGAAGCCGUGCAUCGGGCUGAUUGCGCAGUACAACGCCGAACUGCGCUGGCUCGUCCUCCAUUCGGGCAAGUUUUUAAAAAGAGAACAGAAAUGGGGACUCGGGAAGAAAGCGCUGAGCUACGCGAUCGCCGUCCAGACCGCCACCCAAUUCCAGCUGCGCGCGCUGCGCGCCACACUGAGGAUUGCCAACUUCGAGAUUGAGUUUUUCAAGACCUACCACGAAUACCUUGGCCAAAAGGACGAGUCGAUCCGUCGAUUGACAGCCUCGGCCUGUGAGAUGUUGGGCGAAAUAGCGGCCGUCUUCAGCCAGGGUUUUGCCUCACUGCGUGUCGAGAAGAAAACCAAACUCCACGAUUGGUUACUGGUGCUCCAGAAGACGCUGGCGGAUGCCCAGCCGAAGACGCCGGGCGAAGGUGCCGAGCUGGCCAAGCACGUAAAACGCCGUAUCGUUCAGGUGGGCGAAAUGCUGGACCUGGGCGGGAAUUUGGCCAUGGCGCAGUAUUUGGAGAAGAUCGGAGUUGAACUCGACGCGCUCGCCGCCGCGCACCAAGUCAGCCCGGGUGAACUGCGCCGGGCCGAGACAUCCGCCUGCUCUGCGUACGCGUGGGCAAUAGUCGACACAUGGUCUCCGCAAGUCGAGAAGCUGCUCGUCGAGUCGAGCAACAGCGCCACGGUCCGCGCCCUUUUUCAUAAGCUGUCGCUAGCGGUGACGAACUUGUCAAACGACUUGCACACGGAAGAGCGUCGGAAGAUGAUCGCUGACGCGUAUUCUGCGCAGCUCGAGAAAAGGAAAAUCGUCCAAUCGGUGCCACGACAUCUCUUUGUUCUGCUUCGGGAUAACGUUGCAGCACUACUGGAGACUGAGUGGCCAGCACAGAUUUUGAAGGAAGAGGCUAAAGAAAUGGCCGACUUCGAGAGCAACUUCAAGCUGGCUGAGGCGACGUCGACCAUCUCGAACAUGAGCGUCGGAAUUUCGAGGAUGUCGCUGACAAGGGUCGGCACACUGGAGGUGCGCCCUCGCGAAUUGCUGACCGAGGGGAUCCGAGCUGAGCUACGAGCACGACUCCCGGAAGUGAUGGUUGUGAAGGAGAGCGGAUUGCGGAGUUGCCUGUCCUACCUCACGAAAGCGCUGCAUAGCUUGCACACGUCGUUCCUCUACCUGUGCGAGCAUAUCGAUGUGGCUGGGCAUGAGAUGUGGAGGAAUGAGUUAACCGGUUGUCUACAACGGAUGGCCGAGGAGGAGAUGACCUCCCUAAUAGCUCAAGAAUCGCUAAAGGGCAAGAACGGCCGAUCAACGACGUUGAACCCCACCACGGCACUCGGCAUCACCACCCAGAUGCUGCUCAACGCAUCGUCGCCCAGCUCCGCCCUCUCGACCCCAGAAGCCUUUCCGGAAGCCGCGCUCGAGCUGCUAUGUGACUUGCUGCGCGGGAACGCACACGUGCGGCCCGCGCUUACCAAGUUUCAGGGGAUCAAGAUCCCGACACACACGGCGUUGGUCUUGUUCAGCACCUGCCUCGGCCUUUCCCAGCGUUUCCAAACAGGCUCGAAGUUGUGCCCAGCCAGCCUCCUUGCCGGCUUCCAAGCUUUUGCGCAUCAAUUCGGUUUGGAGCUGGAGGUGCUGGCCAUCGCCCGUCUCUUCAACGACUCGAUCAGGACCGCCCAACCGCUCGCCAAACUGCCCGCCCACUACGUGAAUAUCCUGUCAACGGUUGAAGGGGUCCUGGAA